Uloborus diversus is the source of this 2342-nucleotide messenger RNA. RefSeq names its product solute carrier organic anion transporter family member 4A1-like. The record is from RefSeq and is a predicted model, not a curated record. NCBI's taxonomy places the organism in Eukaryota, Metazoa, Arthropoda, Arachnida, Araneae, Uloboridae. Gene Ontology annotation, biological process: transmembrane transport; sodium-independent organic anion transport. Gene Ontology annotation, molecular function: protein binding. Gene Ontology annotation, cellular component: membrane.
AUGGAGCAACCCAUGUCCAAAGUUAAAGGAUCCAUCACAUCCGUAAGCGAGAUGUCAGACAGUUUUACUCAAAGUGACAAACUUUGUGGAUGGGGCACUUUCCGUCCAUUUUGCUUACAGAACUUUCGUACCCCACAGUGGGUUCUUUUCUGGUUGUGCUGGGCCGGAGCUUUACAAGGGCUCAUCGUGAAUGGGUUCAUUAACGUGGUCAUAACCACCAUCGAGAGAAGGUAUGAAUUGAAAAGCACCGAAACUGGACUCGUUGCGGGAAGUUACGACAUUGCGUCGUUUCUUUGUCUGAUUCCUAUAAGUUAUCUUGGUGGCUCUCGUAGCAAGCCAUUUUUUAUAGGAAGUGGACUUGUAAUUUUAGCCUUUGGAUCUCUAGUAUUUUCAUUACCUUAUUUCCUUGCUGGCCCAUAUACAUUCAGCCAGGAACAAGACUUUCUGUGCCAUCCAGGACUUUAUACUUUGAACUAUUCAGUCACAUGUUCACCCAAAGACUCUGCGCUUUCAAAUUAUAAAUAUAUAUUUUUUCUUGGUCAGUUACUUCAUGGAGCUGGGGCUGUGCCAUUAUAUACUCUGGGAUGUACCUUUAUUGAUGAUAAUGUUUCUACUAAAAUGUCGUCGGUUUAUUUAGGUAUCUUUUAUACUAUGGCUAUUAUUGGACCUGCCCUUGGUUAUCUUAUGGGUGGACAGCUGUUAAAGCUUUAUGUUGAUUAUGGAGUAGAUGCCAAUGAGCUUGGCUUGUCUCCGUCCAGUACUGUUUGGGUUGGUGCUUGGUGGAUUGGUUUUGUAUUUGCUGCAAUUCUUGGGUUGUUAAUUGCUAUACCUAUGCUUGCAUUUCCUAAGACCUUGCCUUGUACAGAAAAAGUGAAAGCUGGAAAAGUGAGUGAAAUGCACCAAAAACUAGGUGAAAGCAAAGCAGCCAAAGUUGAUUUUGGAUCUAGUAUUUCAGACUUACCUGCAUCAUUUAAACUUCUGAUAACAAACCCAACAUUCGUUUUUUUGAGCUUAGCUGGAGCUAGUGAAGGUAUUUUAGUUGCUGGGUUAGCAACAUUUCUUCCGAAGCUUAUAGAAUCUCAGUUUAGCUACCAAGCUAGCUUUGCUGCCUUCAUUGUUGGAACUGUCACUAUACCUGGUGCUGGAGGCGGUAAUCUAAUUGGUGGAUAUAUUGUAAAGAGAUUUAAAAUGAAAUGCGGCAAUAUUAUUCGUAUCUGCAUAGUCUUUUCUGUGAUAUGUCUCGCAUUUUCAUUUAUUUUUAUUCUUCACUGUCCAGAUGCUAAAUUUGCUGGUGUCAAUGAGCAAUUCUUAAACAAAACGGAUGGUUCUAGGUUUGUUUCAAGUUGCAGUGCUGAUUGUCUUUGUUCAGAUCAAAACUAUGAUCCUAUUUGUGGUGUGGACAAUACCAUAUACUAUUCUCCUUGUUUUGCUGGAUGUCACCAUAUGUAUCAAGAUAAUGAAAGAAAGGGUUAUGGUUCAUGCAAAUGUAUAGAAAGUGAAGGCAUCAAUAUGACUUUUGGAGGUGAAAAUUAUACCAUCCAAGCAACCCGUGAAAAAUGUGAUAACAUGUGCUUACACGGUCCUCUAUUUUUGGCUGUAAUCUUCUUCUGCAUGUUCUUCACAUUUUUGGUUAGCAUGCCAUCCUUAUCAGCUACUUUAAGAUGUGUUGCUGAAUCUCAGAAAUCAUUUGCCUUGGGAAUUCAAUGGAUGACUGUCAGAUUACUUGGAACAAUUCCGGCUCCGGUCCUUUUCGGCUGGUUAAUUGAUCAAAGCUGUAUGCUCUGGCAAGACUCUUGUGAUUCUAAGCAAGGAUCUUGCCUAUUUUAUAACAAUGAAGUCAUGAGUAAGAAUAUUCUGACAAUAGUUGUCUUGGUAAAAUUUUUGUCUUGUGUCUUUUUCUCCAUCGCAUAUUGUUCUUACCGCCCACCUGACGAUACUACGCCAACUUAUGUCAGAAACCAAUCUGUAACUGAACCUCCUACGGUAAAUUCGUCAAUAUCAAAAAAUGGCGGCAACUGUCCUGGAGAUAAUGUCCAGUGUCUAGGAAUCAAAUUCGUGUCCAGUCAAGGAGAUUCCUGGGAAACAUGUAAUGCAAAUACAAGUAGUGUCCUCUAAAGUUUGUCCAGAAGUAACAUAAAACUACUGAGCAUUGUAGGGAUGCUUUUUAAUGGCCAAAAUUAUUUACUUAAUAUGUUUGAAGAAUAUUUUAUUUAUUUGUACAGUUUUAUGGUUAUAUGUAAAAAAUUUAUUGUGAUAUAUAGUACAAGCCAUGUCUAGAAUGUUUGAUUUAAUGUUCGUGUUAAAUUUUGUAUUUAUCAUUGUUGCAGGAACUAUAAAAUGUA